ACCCGCCCUUCUUCUGUGUGUGAGGCGAGGGCAGGCAGUGGUCAUCGCGACCUCCCGGCGUUUGCGCUUGGCCGAUGGCCCUGAACUGGUGCGCAGCGCGCGCUGUCGCUUCCCUACAGUUCGGCGGAUACGCAGAAAACCACUAGACCAAACAGACUUCUGGUGCUGCACUGGUCUUCAGAGAUGGCUGGUUCACUGAAUCUCCGAAUGACAAGAUGCACAACCAGAAAGGGAACAUUCAGACACACGCAGGGGAAUGCUGCCUCUGCAGGUUGCAGUACUGAAGUCCUGGCAGGGAUUUGUUUGGGGUAAGAAAAGCUGCAGUAACUGCUGAUGAUGAGAGUUGCAGUCCCUGGUGGCAGGGCACCAGCGCCUGCAGAUCUGCAUGUGGAAUUCUUAUAUCUUCAAACUGAGUGUAGAUACUUGUUGAUGUGGUGGUGGUGUGCAAGAUGAGAGAUGCAAAAUAGGUGUAAGAGCAUUAAGCUUCAAUGUGCAACAACAGCAUGUCGUUACUCUAUCAAAUGUUGGCUGUAGCUUUUGUUCAGAUCUUCAUAGUCUCCGGCAAUUGGAUUCUAGCCAAGAACAUCAACUUCUAUAAUGUGAGACUUCCAGUAGACCCUACUCCAUUUCCAAGCAGCUUCAAAUGUUUUACUUGUGACAAUGUGGUUGACAAUUACAACUGUAACCGAUGGGCUGAAGAUAAAUGGUGUCCUCAGAACACAGAGUACUGUUUGACUGUCCAUCACUUUACCAGCCAUGGAAGGAGCACCUCUGUCACAAAAAAAUGUGCUACCAGGGAAGAAUGCCAUUUUGUCGGCUGUCACCAACACAGAGAAACUACUCGCACAGAAUGCAUCUCCUGCUGUGAAGGGAUGAUCUGCAAUGUAGACAUACCAACAAAUCAUACCAAUGCUGUAUUUGCGGUUGUCAACACACGGAGGACAUCAGACAGCAGCAGACAGGCUCUUAGUAACCUGUUGCUGGUUUCAAUCACUGUCGCUUUUGUGUUAUGACAUGACUCUUCUUGUCAGUUGGAAUUAAUUUGUCACCUGGAGCUAAAUGAAUACUGUCUCAGAUGGUGAUGAAGAAGAGGAAAUUUUCUGAUAUCUGUUGUGCAAGAAAAAAAAAUAGAAGGAUGCUGUGUUCUGUUGUUUUUGAAGACUGCUCCUCUUAUAGCAGAGACACUAGCAGAUGCUUGUACAUAGUAUUCAAAAGAUCAAGCAUGAUGACCAAAUGUUGUAUUGACUUGACUUGUUAUUGUAAUUCUAGUCAGUGGAAGAGUUUCUAGUUAAUAGAAGAGGUGAUAGUAGAAUUUGUGCAUUUUGCGCAUUGUCGUAACAGGGAAUUCUUGGAAAUUUGUAAGUAUCAACAAAUUGUUCCUCAGCAGAAAUUACUGAUUCUUGUCUCUUCUAAUGUGGAGGUGAAGCGCUGAACUUUUGUGUCAAAAUUCUUCCUAAUCUUGGUUUUAAAAGUAAACAGUCAAUUUGCUUAUGAUGAGUAGUUAAAAUGGACAAAACAAUGGCAUGAGAUAAAACAUCCUUUUUGUUGGGACACCAAGCUACACCAAAGCAAUAAAAAUGUGAAUUGUGUUGAGUUGCUCUUGCUACACCAGUUCUGCAAUAAUAAAUUAUGCAAACAUUCA
Molecule: messenger RNA, 1642 nt
Organism: Rhineura floridana
Lineage: Eukaryota; Metazoa; Chordata; Lepidosauria; Squamata; Rhineuridae
Gene: LYPD6B
Product: LY6/PLAUR domain containing 6B
Exons: 8
Coding region: 489-1013 (174 amino acids)
Molecular function (GO): acetylcholine receptor regulator activity
Source: RefSeq, a predicted model, not a curated record